AUGAGCUGGAGCACCAGCGUGCUGGUGGGUGUGCUUUGGAUCACCACCUCGGCUCUGUUCAGCACUUACGCCAAUGGGCAGUUCUUGCGGCGGCCACUUGGCAAAUUUGAGCGCAGCAAGUUCAGCGUGAUAGGCGCAGCCGUUGGGGCCUCGAAUGCCUGUGCUUUCACAAAGGAGUGGCACAAGCCCUUCUUUGCCAUGGAGGGUUACUCGCGGCGGGCGCAAAUGGGAGAUGGCAAGAGCAACGACAGGCGGAGACUCCUCACCGACCGCAAUGCGUACAUCGCAUACCUGGAGGGCCACGUGGAGCGCUUCAACAGCGCGCUGCUAGAAGUGGAGGCAGCGGCCACAGAGCUGCGGCUGCUGCACGCGCGUGUGGACGACCUGGAGGAGCGACUUCAAAGCUCGCACCAGACCAUAGAGGCGGUGCAGGCCCAACGUGUCCAGCACAACGAGGUCUCGCAGACAGACAGGCAAGACACCUUAGAACAGAUCCAUCGCUUGGAAGCCAGGAACCUGCGCCUGGAGCAGGCCAUGGCUGAGGGUCGAAGUGUGGCAGAGGCGGACAUGGCAAGGAUGAGGAACGAGCUGUCACUGGCUGUUCAAGAGCUUGGCCAACGCAUAGACGAGCGCCUCCGCCUGGUGAAGGACCGAUUUGACGAGCGCAUGCAAAGCUUCCAGGACCUGUCCAACGACGAGGCCGCGCUGGUAAUCCGCGAGGCUCAGGCCACCUGCGUUCGCCUGGCGGACGAUGCCUUGGGCGCGGCGGAAGAAUCGCAGAAGAAGGUGGAGGAGGUGGCGCAGCGCACCUCCUCGGCCCAGCGUCGCCUUGAGGACGUGGUGCAGCAAACUGAGGCGGGCCUCGAGGCGCUUCGCGCCGAGCUGGUUGCCAUCAGGGCGGAGAUCGCCGGCCACGCCGUGGGAGGGGAACUUGACAAGGAUCCGAACUCGCAGGACCUCGCAGACGUGGUGGAACGGCGUUUGGCAGCCCGCCUCGGGCAGCAGGUGCUGCAGCUCAGCGAGGUGCUGCAGCGCGUGGUCUCAGCCCAGGCAGCCCUCAGCCAGCAGCUGGGAGGUCGCAACUUCCCCGCGUCGCAGCGAUUUACGGAGGACGCGGGAGUUCAUUGUCAGCGGCAGCCUGGGAAGACCUCCCUUGGCAUAUUCUGCCUAGGGCUGAUGGUGCCCUCGGUGCUGCUGUUGGUGGCCAACCUGUUGAAUUCCAUGAGCAUGCUUUGCUCUGGCGUGACGCUCACCUACGUUGUCAAGAGCUUGAUCCCCUUCUUCACUGUCAUUUCUUGCCGACUGCGUGGGCAGCGCUUCGAGACCUCGAUCUACCUUUCAUUAGUGCCUGUGUGCCUCGGCGUGUCCCUUGCUAGUGCGACGGACGUCGAGUGCAGCUUGGAGGGCAUCCUGUGCGCGCUUGGUUCUUCUUUGGCGCAAACAUGGCUGAACAUCACCUCCAAGGAGAAGAUUCAGACUCUGAAGCUCUCCGGUAUGGAGGCCUUUACUGUUAUGGCCACGGUGUGCGCCGGCCUUUCAAUACCGCUUCUGGCGGUGUCCUAUGCCAAGGACAAAGGCGAUGGCAUUGUGACAGCUUGCUUGAGUUUAUCUCAAAAGCCCUGCUACACGAGCUUCAAGGUCAUUGCCAUGGCUGCCUUUGCCUACCAUGUAGAAUACACACUGAACUUUUUGUUCGUCGCGCUUUGCAAUCCACUGGCCUUCAGUGUCACGGACAUUGUCCGACGGCUGGGAACGAUUUGUUGCGGGGCCGUGCUGUUCAACAAGCCCAUGACCUUGACGAAUGGGAGCGGCGUAGCAGGCUUCCCAGGCAAGCAGGUGCUGCAUGCCAUGCAGGCAAGGCGCCAGCUCUCGUUCCCUGUGCCCUACUGCACCUUGAAAUGGGAGGACUUGGAAGUUGCCUACCGCACACACCACGGCCGCCGGGUCACUUUGCACCGGCAGUCUGGCUCCGUGGAAGGCAGCUGCAUGAUGGCCAUCAUGGGCGCCUCCGGCGCUGGCAAAAGCACACUCUUGGACACGCUCACCAAGCGGAAGACCUUAGGCGACGUUUCAGGCAAAGUCUACGUCAACGGUCGGCCGCAAGACGAGCACUUCUUCUUCGCCUCGGCAUAUGUACCGCAGGAGGAGAACUUGGUGCCGACCAAUACCGUUGGUGAGACAGUUGAGUUCUAUGCAGACCUGACCAUGCCGCGGCAGAUCUCCAGUCAUAUGCGCCGGCGCGCGGUAUCAGAGCGCUUGCAAUCCGUUGGGCUUGCAGACAAGGAAGGGAAGUUCGUGGGCGGCCGCUUGCCCGGGGGAUUUUCAAUCCGCGGUCUCUCCGGAGGAGAGAGGCGGCGUCUGAAUAUUGCAGCAGGCGUGGUGCACUCUCCGCCGCUGGUGUUCCUGGAUGAGCCGACCACCGGCCUUGAUGCCUUCAGCGCCUUGUGCGUCAUGGAAAGCAUCCGGGCGCUGGCUCGCGCCGGCCACGUAGUGGCCUGCACCAUCCAUCAGCCCAGGCAAGCGAUCGUGGAUAUGUUUGACAAGGUGCUGUUCCUGGCCUGCGGGCAUUUGGUGUACAAUGGCCCGCCGAGCGGACUGCGAGACUGGCUCACUGAGUCGGGGCUGUGGGACCCAGACCGGGCAUUGACCACGUCGAUCACAGACAUGGUCCUGGACUGCAUCACAGUUGGCUUUGAGAAGCCGCCCCACAUCUACGGCAUUCACACCCUUCGGGAUGAGUCAGAUGUGGAAAGGCUUGCGGCUGCAUACCUUAAGUCAGCGCCGCAGUUGGACUUUGAGAAUGGUACAUUGCCGUCCGUGAGCCGAAUGGUGCACCGCCGCCCUGGUUUCCUCCGGCAGUAUCGCACCUUGCAGUGGCAGCAACUCCGAAGCUCCCUGCGCUCCCCGGGCACGCUCGCAGCGCGGAUUGGCCUGCAUUUCCUGACAGGUGUGCUCAUGGGCAGCGUCUAUUAUGACAUGGAGCGCAGCUACAUUGAGCCACCUACUGGACUCUGGCGCGCGCUGCCUCUGCCGCUGCAACGUCAUUCCAGCAUGCCAGAGAAUCGCGUUGGAGUCCUGUUUCUUCUAGCGCUGGCGCAGACGGUCACUCCAAACUGUGCCAUGCCUUUCUUCAUCGACGAUCGCCAAUACUACUCCAAGGAGUCUGCCGCGCGGCUCUACGGUGCUUUGCCUUACCACCUGGCCAACGCUGCCAGCGAGGCGGUCGUUUGCAUGGUCAACGGCAUUUGGGCCUCCGGCAUCGCUACCUACCUAGCAGGAUUGCCUUUGAGUGGCAACUGGUUCUCGACCAUGGCCUUCCUGGUCUCCCACCACAUGUGCUCCAGUGCGUUGGUGCAGAUGUGCGCGCGCUUGGCGCCAAACCAGGAUGUGGCCUUUGUGCUGAGCGCGGGGUACAUCAUCGUCUGCAUGCUCUUUGCCAACAUCGUGGUGAAGGUGGCGAUGGUCACGCCUUUUCUGGCGUGGAUCCGAUGGUGCACGUUCAUGUACUUCUCCAUGGCUGGCCUAAUAGAGGCGGAGUUCAGCGGCACCACGGAGCAAGGCUUCCCAGCCGGCGACAAGGUGGUGGAAAGCUUCCGAAUCCGCUUCCACUAUGGAGAGGAGGAGAUACACUCGCUCGACCAGAUGAGCUGUCUCCUGAUAGUGUGGUGCUUCUACGCAUUUUUCUCGACAGUGGGCUUCGUAGCCCUGAAGUUCGGAAGCAAGUCACAGGUAUAG
Molecule: messenger RNA, 3735 nt
Organism: Effrenium voratum
Lineage: Eukaryota; Dinophyceae; Suessiales; Symbiodiniaceae
Source: the annotation of a GenBank genome assembly